This is a messenger RNA of Paraglomus occultum, 1014 nucleotides long. The record is from the annotation of a GenBank genome assembly. Lineage: Eukaryota; Fungi; Glomeromycota; Glomeromycetes; Paraglomerales; Paraglomeraceae.
AUGGGAGUAAUCAAGACGGAUGUGGAGAAACCGCUUAGCUCCGAUCAGAUUAAAAAUAAUGUAAAUUACUUGAAAAGGAAACUCGGGAAAGACACUUCUCCACUUUAUCAGCGUUUAUACUCUGAUGUAAAUGAGAUCUCAGUUCACAGUUUAACUUAUAAGGACCCCUUAGCCAGUCAAGUUAUUAGUGAUACAUCAACCCUCAUACAAAGAUUGCCUGGACAUCUAAAAAAAGCAUUUAUGAAACCAACACGGCUGAUGAAACCUCCGCUUAUGCCAAGGAUUAAAGACCUGUGUAGAGAAUUUGUAUCGAAUACUUCCAGCCAUAAUUAUUCCAAUAGAUCACCAGAAAAGUUAAUCCACGAUGGGACAUGGAAAGAAUCCGAAAAAGAAAUCACAUGCGUUGUAAAGGAAAUUUUUGGUGUUCUCGAGGAUAUUUGGAAUAACCCAGCCCUUGAUUUCGAAGUAUCAAAAUCGUUAAAUGAAGGAACUUAUCAAUCUACCGUUAUUGUACCAGCUAUUCGAGCAGUAUUAAGAAAUCUUCCUUUUAGGACAUCCUCCUUUAUCACUACCUCGGAAAAACAGAGUAUUGCUAGUGCCGAUAGGAAGGGGAAUGGGCAAAUGGGGAGACGUCCAGAUAUCAUGCUAGCAAUGAGGUAUUUGGAUGUGACCUUUGAACUUAUGUAUGUUGAAUGCUCCCGCUUAAUUUGUAGCCCACAGAAAAAGAUCGAUGACGAGAUAAAAUUAUGGCGUGAGACUAAUGACGGACUAUAUUGGACGCGAAAAACUCUUAAUCCGGAUAAAGAUCAAUUCGGAAUAGUUGGGGUGCAAAUAGCAGGUGAUACCUUACAUCUGAAUGUUCUUGUCAGGGAUAAAGUCAAUAUUCAUAGAUAUUAUCAUAUUCAAUCGGCUACAAUUCCUGUGCGAAUAUCAGAUGAAGAUGUAGUAACUAAUACAUCAGAAAGACAGAGAGAAGAUAGUACUACAGUUUCCACUCCACUAUACGAUAUUUAG